AUGGGAUUCAUUGAGGAUUUUGCAAUGCAAUCUGUUGCAUGCAAGAAUGAAUGGAAACUCUAUUUGUGGGUUACUCAACUGUUAUCAGAUACUGGAGGUCUCUUGCAUGCAAUGGAAAGUCUGCUUUUGGGGGAGAACCUCAACCAAGCAGCACAAUUUUUCAACAAACUCAAGGAACAGGAUGCAGGUUACAUCCUCAACAGAGUUGCAGUAGACCUGGAUAAGCAAUAUGGGAUCACUGGCUGGGUGUAUAAGGAAAAGCUUGACCGUAUUCCAAGCAAAUUGAAAUUGGUCUUUGCAUUUGAUGAGACGCGGUAUUUGCUUCCAUCUACAGAAAAACCAAUAGACCACUAUUACUGGCUUCAGAUCAUUUUGCAUAUGCUUGCUGAAGUACAGUAUGCAGAUUAUUGUAUCUUUGCUGUUGUAACAGACACAAUGGGGAAACUGUCCAAUUUUGCACCACAGGGUAAACAUGAUCCUUCUUUGCGAGUACAGAGUGGGAGUCAUGAACUGUACCCUCCAUACUAUCUACUUGACACAUUUGACAUCCAUGUUCAUAAGGCUGCUUUGGAACCAAGGACAUUGAAUGAAGCUGCCAAAUGUGACUAUGUUUUCCGAUUUGGCAGGCCUUUAUGUAAGGCUAGCAAUGGCAAAACUUGGGUUUGCACAAUCAAAACUAUGAGAUUUCAGUAUGGCCAUUGCAUCCUCGAUUCACGUCUUCACCUUGAUAUUUCACCGCAAUCUGAGUUGGCAACUGAUUUGGUCUCGAAUUAUAUGCGUUUGAUGAUGUACAUGUCUGAGGAUUGUCAAACAGUUGUCACAGCCUCACCAUCUGAACCUCCUUUAGCCAUGGCAGCAGCAGCAAUAAUGAAUCAUGAGGAUGUUAGGAUUAGCAACAUCCUUAAUCAUUGGAUUCAGGGAAUCAGAAAAGGUUUUGUUCUACGUGGUUACCGUGGAGAGACUAUUGCUCAGUUUAUUUUGCUGAUGGCUUGGGAUAAACAUGCAGCUGCUCGAUCUUCUCCCUUGAGUAUCAAAUUUGCAGAACCAAUAAUUAUCUAUGAUUACCUCAGGUCGCUGUUUGUUGAGAAAGUUUUUACGGAUAUCUGGCAAAACAUAAAGGACACGGAGUUGGCAAAGGGAUGGGUUCGUUUCAACCAUUUUGCGGGAGUAUCUUACACACCAACGAAGCAUGAUUUACUCGAGUUUGCCAAGCGUGGAGCGGCAGUUUAUUGUAAAGAGUGUCAGAGGGGUGUCGAUUUAGUGAUUCCAGUUCUAAUUGAUGGCAAUUUGGAUGUUAAGAGUGUUACAUUUAUAUUAGUACAGGUCAAAAAUCACGUUACAACGACAGCAUAUCGCGUGGACGCCACCUCAAAACUCACGCCUGCGUAUAUGAAGAUGGAAGAUGCUGCAGAUUGCAUAUUGCCCUAUCUAUCUUUGUAUAUGCAAAUUGGUACUGAAGGACAUCGUUAUAAUAUUCUAUCAAGUCACGGGCAGAAUAGGAAGAUUCAGAUAUCAUGCGCGCUUUUUGGGAUAAGCAAAGAGCUGUACGGUUGUCUGAAUUUGAGGCAGGACGAUGAGACACUGGAAGUUGAGAAGUCAUUGAAAGAAUUGCGAACAGCAUCUGUGGAUCUUAUGCAAUUGAUAGAGGGUGAAGAGAAUAAGGCGAUUGUUCGUCGUAUGUUACCGCUUUAUUAUCCGAAAAGGAGGAAAACCUGA
Messenger RNA from Paraglomus brasilianum, 1716 nucleotides. The record is from the annotation of a GenBank genome assembly. NCBI's taxonomy places the organism in Eukaryota, Fungi, Glomeromycota, Glomeromycetes, Paraglomerales, Paraglomeraceae.